AUGGCGGCGAAUUUCGACUUCAGCGCCUCCGCCUCUGCGACGUCGCCGCAGCAGAACAUGGCCGAGCAGAGCGCAUCGUCGCCGCACCAUCCGAACAACGUCACCAUCUAUCAGACCACCGGGCCUGACGCCCACUAUGGCCCCGUCAUGGCCCCGGGUGACUCGGGAACACCGCUACUGAAUCCGCGAUCUUGCGUCACCUGCCGGAGGCGCAAGGUGCGUUGCGACAAGCAGAUGCCGUGCUCCAACUGCCGCCGCGCCCUCAUCCCAUGCGUCUUUCCCGCUCCUGGCCGUGCGCCGCGCCAGCACCGGCCCAAGGACCCAAACGCCCCUCCCAAGGCGACGAGUCAGCGCGAGGUUGAGCUGGUCAAGCGGCUCAAGAAGCUCGAGGGCAUCGUCGAGGAGCUGAGCGGCCAGAUCGAAAUCGAGACGGGCGCCAGAGUGUCGUCCACCGGCGACUCGCCCUCCAACGAAGGAUCCCCCGUAGCUCAGCGGCCAAAGUCUGUCAGCUUGGGCGCGCUCACGUCGGGGCUUGCGGGCGAUGGCGAUAGCAGCCACUCUGCCGGAGAUGGCGGUGAAUCACGGCUGAUGAGAGAGAGCCGGAAGCAGCUGGGUCGACUGGUCUUGAAUGAUAACAAGGGCACUUCUCGUUAUGUUAGUAGUGGAUUCUGGUCGAGGUUGAACGACGAGCUGGAUGCCAUUCGCGAGGAAACACAAAAGCUGACCGACGAAGACGCCGACGAUUCCGAGUUUGAAGAGUCGCCGCCCAUCGAUUCACCCACCACUGCUGCGAGCUCCGUUUAUGAUCACCAUGCAUUCAUCCUGGGAUAUAGGUCCAUCGAUGUCAAUCUACAAAAAUGCCAUCCUCUACCCUCCCACGGCACGUUUCUCUGGUCCGUCUAUCUGGAAAACGUAGAUCCGUUACUCAAAAUACUCCAUGUCCCAACCAUGGAGGCUAUACUGCGGGAGGCCCGGAGGAGCCCGGAAAAGCUCACCCCUGGCAAUGAAACGUUAGUCUUUGCGGUAUAUUUUGCCGCCGUUGUAACACUCGAGGAGGCUGAUGUUCAAACCAAUUUUGGUACAGGCAAAGAAGAGUUGCUUGCACAGUUUCGCUUUGCUGUGGAGCAGUCGCUUGCCAAGGCCAACUUCUUAAACACAUCCGAUUUUGCAGUCGUCCAGGCGCUCACGCUAUUCCUUCUUGUGGUCAGGCGGCACGACGAAACGCGCUUUGCCUGGUCCCUCACUGGCCUGUUGAUUCGGAUCGCACAAGGUCUGGGUAUUCACCGUGAUGGAACUAACUUUGGGCUCUCUCCAUAUGACACAGAACAGAGACGGCGUCUUUGGUGGGCCAUUCUCACUUUGGACUUUCGUUCAUCGGAAGAAAUGGGCACCGACUUGAUUGUUGCAGAGGGAGACUUUGACACUCAGUUCCCUUCCGCCAUCAACGAUUCCGACAUCACGCCCACGGGCACCCAAACUCCAGUAGCAAGGGAGGGAAAGUCGGACACUACCAUUUCUCUAGUGAGGUUCGAGGUUUGCGCCAUGUCGAGACGCUUACACGAGGCAUCAAAUGGUAAGAACUCGUGUACAAAGGUCGGAAUCAAUACAGUUUCGGAAAAGGAGCAGCUCCUCGUUGAAUUCUACAAGAGGAUUGAAGAAAAAUUCCUUCAGCACCUGGAGGAAGACGUCGAUCCUCUGUAUUGGGUAGCGGCUAUGAUAUCCCGCAUCAUCAUGGCCAAGAUGUGCCUCAUCACCUACCAGUCGAUGCUUUUCCCAGGUACGGAUAGCGAGCUUACGACCGACAUCCGCGAGCGGAUUUACAUUGCUUCCAUCGAAAUCAUCGAAUAUAAUCACAAAUUAAACAUGGAUCCCAGAGGCAAGCAAUACCGAUGGCUGUUUAGAACAUAUACCAACUGGCACGCGAUUGCUUACGUACUGGUCGAGACGUGCCGUCGUCCUUGGACGGCGCUCGUGGAGCGCGGCUGGGAGGCUGUCAAUAGAUACGACAAAGACCUAUCGGAAAACAUCAAGAGGGCAGAUCACGCUUCCGUGUUCCUUCCCCUACGCAAACUAUGCAUCAGAGCGAAGAGAUACCAAGAGUUGGAGGUGGUGCGUCUAAGGGCCAACCCCGAAGAGGCCAAGCGAUUGGAUCUCGCAGAGAGGAUAAAGGCAUCUCAGCGGCGAUUUGAUCCCAUCCCUGGUGCCGAAGCCAGGAUGCAGCAGGUCAGAGAUAGAUGGAGAGCCAUGGUCCAUCUGGAAUCGCCCAUACCAGUGUCUCUCCCCAGCUCUUCACAACAGGCGCCAACCACCUUUGCCAUAUCUAAAGAGACCCAUUCCUCGUCACAGCAAGCAUUGGCCGGACCACAGUUCCAGCACUCACAGGUGCAGCCACAGGCCGAUGCUGAACCCCAAAUGUCCAUGGACCUCUCCAACGUCACCAUGGAGUAUAUGAAUGAUGUCAUGGCACAGAAUAGUGUCACCAUGGCCGAACUUUGGAACGUAGGCUCGGUUGGCAUGGAUAAUGGGAACGGCCCGGCGAUGGGCAUGGACGAGAGGCAGCAGCAGGCACUGCUACUGCAGAACCAAAACCAGCAGCCCAAAGAGCAAAGUCACGUUCCGCCAUAUCUCUGGCCCGAGUCCUUUGCGCCGUCGAAUCAGAAGUUCGACCUGGAAGAUGCGGACAUGCUGGGGGCCGAUUUCAAUUGGCAGGAUUGGAGCCAGAGCAUUCGCGGCCUGGGAAUGGGUGGCGCACAGCCAAAGCAGCCCUGGUGA
This is a messenger RNA of Trichoderma aggressivum f. europaeum, 2772 nucleotides long. RefSeq names its product transcriptional regulator family: Fungal Specific TF. Lineage: Eukaryota; Fungi; Ascomycota; Sordariomycetes; Hypocreales; Hypocreaceae. The coding region runs from base 1 to 2772 and encodes 923 amino acids. Gene Ontology annotation, biological process: DNA-templated transcription; regulation of DNA-templated transcription. The record is from RefSeq and is a predicted model, not a curated record. The transcript has 3 exons. Gene Ontology annotation, molecular function: zinc ion binding; DNA binding; DNA-binding transcription factor activity, RNA polymerase II-specific.